AUGGAUACCUCACCUCUAACAGCCGCCCACGAUCUCGUCGCCGCCGCAGAUCGGUUAACAUUGAAGAACGACUACAUCAAAGCCGCCGAAAAACACACCGAAGCAGCAGAUAAGUUCGCGGUCGCGAGCAAGAGUUUCACGGAUCCAGAAGCGCUGAGGACGUUGGGGUUGUUGAGUGAGUCACAUCGGCGGCUCGCAGCGGAUGUUGUGGUACGGAGCAAGGCUCCGAAGGGUCCGCCCCUUGUGCCGAGGGGUUCGCAAUCUCAAGGACAAGCACAACCGUCGUCAACAGCAUCGGCUCCGUCACCGGCUCCGCCAGCGGGGCCUUCGAAUUCGAUUGCCAGGACGUUAGCUGCAGCACGAGGAGCACCAGUCUCUCCGCUCCAUCCACCCCCCCGUGCCGCCCAACCCGCCAUCGAUCCUUCAGCCUCGAAUCUCACACCCGCAGCCACCUUCGAUGGCAGCUUCGUCGACCCCACUGAUCUCACCACCCCCACCGAGGCAACAAGUGGACAAGACGCCUUCGAGAGAUUCUGGACAGUAGUAGAAUCCAUGUCCCAAACGCUCGGCAAUGGGCCUUUAGCAUUCACCACCGCACCCCUCGACGGUAUCCCCACCGGCGGCGUCGAUGUGAGCGCUGAAUCAUUCUACGUAGUCCCCGGCACCAACACCCCACGAGUCGAAAAAGGGAAAAGGACGGUGGAAGAGUAUGCGGAAGAGAAUGUGCAACUCAAACACGUGCUAGAUACCUUAGCCAAGAAGUUGGGGGCGUAUGAGAGGGGAGCGGGUGAACAACAACAAGUAUUGAAGAGCUCUAUUCUCGCACUCAAAGCCGCGAUGCCCAUGCCGUCUGCUUCGACGAUGGGCAGCACGGCUUCGCUCGUGUCUCAUGUGUCGAUAUCGCAGCCAGGGAGGCGACAUACCACAGACACAGUCGAUGGAGGACAGGGGAGGACUGCGAGUGCGAGGGAGGCGGCGUUGGAGGAGGAAGUGAAGAAGUUGAAGGAGGAAUUGGAGAGGCAGAGGGUGUUGAGGGAGAAGUAUGAGAGGAGGUGGGAUCGAUUGAAGGAGGGGGCGAGGAAGAAGGUUAAGGAGAGGGGAGGGGAGAAGUGA
Molecule: messenger RNA, 1113 nt
Organism: Saitoella complicata NRRL Y-17804
Lineage: Eukaryota; Fungi; Ascomycota; Saitoellomycetes; Saitoellales; Saitoellaceae
Exons: 3
Coding region: 1-1113 (370 amino acids)
Source: RefSeq, a predicted model, not a curated record